Vigna unguiculata (cowpea) is the source of this 2323-nucleotide messenger RNA. RefSeq names its product WD-40 repeat family protein / notchless protein. Gene Ontology annotation, molecular function: protein binding. Gene Ontology annotation, biological process: ribosomal large subunit assembly. Gene Ontology annotation, cellular component: nucleolus. The record is from RefSeq and is a predicted model, not a curated record. NCBI's taxonomy places the organism in Eukaryota, Viridiplantae, Streptophyta, Magnoliopsida, Fabales, Fabaceae.
UUCACUUAUUUUGCCGUUAAUGUUAUUCCUCAGGGAAACCUAGAAAUAUAUUCUUCCAACUCUGAUAGAGUACCUUCAUCUUCCCUCCGCCGCCGUCUCCGCCGCGGAAUUGUAUAGCUGCGUAGCUUCUUUGUGAUAAACUGCCAUUGUUGUGGAGGUUCGUUAGCUGCAAUUCCUCUGGGAAAAUUUCACUCUUCUUCUAAGUUUCAGCACGGCAACUAAGAUCGAACGAAAUAGAACCGCAAGUGGAAGAGUAAGAAGCAUCAUCGUUAAGAAAAUCUAAGCAUAAGAGAAGGAAAAUCCCUAAUUGAAAAAUGGAGGUAGAGACAGAGACUAUGGUGGAGAAGAGGGAGAUAAUCAACAACGUGAUGUGCCUUUUGACAGACCCAGAUGGAACUCCUUUGGGCUCUCCUAUGUACCUACCUCAGAAUGCUGGCCCUCAACACCUCAAUCAGAUUGUUAAUAAGCUUCUAAACAAUGAAGAGAAGUUGCCGUAUGCUUUCUAUAUAUCAGAUGAGGAGCUCAUUGUGCCACUUGAAACAUACUUGCAGAAAAACAAAGUCUCGGUGGAGAAGGCUUUGCCUAUAGUUUGUCAACCUCAAGCUAUUUUCCGGAUUCGUCCUGUGAAUCGCUGUUCAGCAACUAUUUCUGGUCAUGCUGAAGCUGUACUUAGUGUUGCCUUCAGUCCUGAUGGACGACAACUGGCAAGUGGUUCUGGUGAUACCAGUGUUCGAUUUUGGGACUUGACCACUCAGACACCAUUGUACACUUGCAAAGGACACAAGAACUGGGUACUUUGUAUUGCAUGGUCACCGGAUGGAAAGUAUCUUGUAAGUGGGAGCAAGGCUGGAGAACUUAUUUGUUGGGACCCACAAACUGGAAAGUCAUUAGGCAAUCCACUAACUGGUCACAAGAAAUGGAUUACUGGUAUCUCUUGGGAACCUGUCCACCUGAAUGCUCCAUCCCGUCGCUUUGUAAGUGCCAGCAAAGAUGGGGAUGCUCGUAUAUGGGAUGUUUCUUUAAAGAAAUGUGUUAUGUGCCUUAGUGGCCACACACUUGCAAUAACAUGUGUAAAAUGGGGUGGAGAUGGUGUGAUUUAUACUGGUUCACAGGAUUGUACUAUCAAGGUCUGGGAAACCACACAAGGGAAACUAAUCCGUGAACUUAAGGGACAUGGGCAUUGGGUUAAUUCUUUGGCAUUAAGCACCGAGUAUGUUCUUCGCACAGGAGCUUUUGAUCAUACUGGAAAACAAUAUUCAUCUCCAGAGGAAAUGAAGAAGGUUGCUCUGGAAAGGUAUCAAGCAAUGAGAGGCAAUGCCCCUGAGAGAUUGGUCUCUGGAUCUGAUGAUUUUACUAUGUUCCUUUGGGAACCUUUCGUCAGCAAGCACCCCAAAACUCGCAUGACAGGUCAUCAGCAGCUUGUGAACCAUGUCUAUUUUUCACCUGAUGGGCUAUGGGUGGCAAGUGCUUCUUUUGAUAAAUCUGUGAAGUUAUGGAAUGGCACCACAGGGAAAUUUGUUGCUGCCUUUCGGGGCCAUGUCGGGCCUGUUUACCAGAUCAGCUGGUCUGCAGACAGUAGACUUCUUUUAAGUGGCAGCAGAGAUUCAACACUUAAGGUUUGGGAUAUUCGGACUCGUAAGUUGAAGCAAGAUCUUCCAGGCCAUUCUGAUGAAGUUUUUUCUGUUGAUUGGUCUCCCGACGGAGAGAAGGUAGCCUCUGGUGGUAAGGAUAAAGUGCUAAAGUUGUGGAUGGGCUAGGCUAAUUUUGGGAUGAAUGUUGGAAUCUAAAGUAAGUGUAAUCUAAUCUCAAUGGAGUCACGGAGAUUUCAUGGAAAUCAAUGGUUCAUAUUAUGCCAAUGCAAGGUCCUCUUUAAAUUAUAUGGACAACAUAUAAGUGUUCAUCAGAAAUAUUACUCCACAGCAAUUCAGGACUGGCCCUGGACGAAGUUGCUCAAAUUGAGUCUCAGAACAGUGGUGAAGAAGCUGAUUGAAAUUUUUGGAUGCCAAUCACAUACUUGUGAGAAUAUAUACCUACCAAGAUGUUUUAUUGUCUGAUUUGAAGCCUUUUGUUUUUGUCUUACCCUGACAUUGUUUCUCACAACAAUGGCCAUUUUGUGGUUGAAUUGUCAUUGUUGUCAUUAGUAUGAACUCAAUUUUUUGUGCAGUUUGAUGCAAAUGAAGUCUGAUAACAGGAGUGAAUGUGGAAGGACAAGUCUGAGGAUGGUUUUUUUGUUCACCUUGUCACUUUUGUAGUGUUUGAACUGAGUAUGCAACGAAGUUAAAAUUUUGUUCUUAUUUUAUAAAGCUAUGUGUUUAGACUGCUA